AUGACGAACCUCCUCAUGAUGGUCAUGUCCCUCCCCGAGGCGGUGAGCAAACUCAGCCAUACCUACCCCCACCUUCGCUCCCUGCACGGGAACACGCAGGUGCCGAUCUUUCCGACCCGAAUCCUGUGUUUGUUGAAUCUUUUUGACGAGGAGGAGCUCGUGUUGGAUGGGACGUACUCCCAGCUGCUCGCGGAGAUCGAAGAGGAGGUCGAGGCCUACGGGCGCGUGGAGCGGCUGAUCGUUCCACGCCGGGAGGCCCGCCCACGACCGCCGGAGGCGCCGAAGAAGGAACCCCUUCGAACCCCUGCGGAGGAGGCCGCCGCGAUGGCGGCCUACGAGGACGCCAAAAAGGAAUUUAACCUCGAGCUGGAUCGGUAUCUCGCGCGGCAGAACCACCCCCUCUACGGGGGGAUCGGAAAGGUCUUCGUGGUGUACGAAACCGUCGAGGAGGCGGCCUACGCGCAGCAGCAAAUCGCGGGGAAGCUCUUUGGCGGGCGCACCGUGGUGACCUCCUUUCUGUAUGAGGAUUUUCUCCAGGAAGAGGGCACCACCCCCACGAAGGACGAAAAAGAAACAGAUGGAGCCGUGGCGGAAGACGUGGAGGCGGAGGAGCUCCCAUCCUUGUGA
Molecule: messenger RNA, 627 nt
Organism: Phytomonas sp. EM1
Lineage: Eukaryota; Euglenozoa; Kinetoplastea; Trypanosomatida; Trypanosomatidae
Source: the annotation of a GenBank genome assembly